Molecule: messenger RNA, 903 nt
Organism: Peromyscus californicus insignis
Lineage: Eukaryota; Metazoa; Chordata; Mammalia; Rodentia; Cricetidae
Product: keratin-associated protein 10-2-like
Exons: 2
Coding region: 1-903 (300 amino acids)
Cellular component (GO): keratin filament
Source: RefSeq, a predicted model, not a curated record
AUGGCCACCUCCACCAUGUCUGUCUGCUCUGAGCCCUGCACUGAGUCCUCCUGGCAGAUAGAGGAUUGCCCAGAGAGCUGCUGUGAGCCUACCUGCUGUGCCCCCAGCUGCUGCCAGUCCAGCUGCUGUGUGCCCAGCUGCUGUGUGCCCAGCUGCUGUGCCCCAGCCUCCUGCCUGACCCUCAUCUGCACCCCAGUGAGCUGUGUGUCCAGCCCCUGCUGCCAAUCUGCCUGCUGCACACCCUCAUGCUGCCAACAGUCUAGCUGCCAGCCAGCUUGCUGCACCUGCUCCCCCUGCCAACAGUCCUGCUGUGUGCCUGUCUGCUGCAAGCCUGUCUGCUGCACACCCAUCUGUUCUGGAUCCUCCUCAUGCUGCCAGCAGUCUAGCUGCCAGCCCUCAUGCUGUCAAUCUCCCUGCUGUGUGCCUGUCUGCUGCAAGCCUGUCUGCUGCACACCCAUCUGCUCUGGAUCCUCCUCAUGCUGCCAGCACUGCUGCACACCCUCAUGCUGCCAACAGUCUAGCUGCCAGCCAGCUUGUUGCACCUGCUCCCCCUGUCAGCCAUCCUGCUGUGUGCCUGUCUGCUGCAAGCCUGUCUGCUGCACACCCAUCUGUUCUGGAUCCUCAUGCUGCCAGCAGUCUAGCUGCCAGCCCUCAUGCUGUCAGUCUUCCUGCUGUGUGCCUGUCUGCUGCAAGCCUGUCUGCUGCAAGCCCUGCUCCAGCGUGUCCCUGCUCUGCCGCCCUGUGUGCAGACCUGCCUGCUGUGUGCCCACCUCCUCCUGCUGUGCCUCCUCCUGCCAGCCCAGCUGCUGCAAGCCCUGCUCCAGUGUGUCCCUGCUCUGCCGCCCUGCCUGCUCCCGCCAGGCCUGCUGUGGCCUCUCCUUGGGCCAGAAGUCCAGCUGCUGA